Molecule: messenger RNA, 1900 nt
Organism: Melanotaenia boesemani (Boeseman's rainbowfish)
Lineage: Eukaryota; Metazoa; Chordata; Actinopteri; Atheriniformes; Melanotaeniidae
Product: cysteine protease ATG4D-like
Exons: 11
Coding region: 136-1521 (461 amino acids)
Molecular function (GO): protein-phosphatidylethanolamide deconjugating activity
Source: RefSeq, a predicted model, not a curated record
CUCAAAUUCAGUACUACGCUGUUUGAGAGGGUCAGGCAGAACGGACAACUAAUAAACAAAAGGGACGACACUCUUCGUUAAAUCUUACAAAGCUGUUUAAAGGAGGAAGAAUGAAGUUUUCAAAAUGAAGCUGUUAUGAAUCCCACCUCAUCCUACACUCGCUGUGAUGUGUCUGCUGCUGAGCAUUACAUGGAUGACUGGCUCUUCCUCUGCCCUGACCCUGCUGAGCCACUCGGCAGAGAGGUGUGCAGGGAGGAUCAGGAGGCAGAGGACAAAAGCAAAUUCAAAUCCAAGCUGGUUUCGGCGUGGAACAGCGUCAAAUAUGGUUGGACAUUGAAGCAGAAAUCAAAAUUCAGCAAGAGCUCUCCUCUGAUCAUGUUUGGAAAGUUUUAUGAUCUCAAAGAUGAAGGGGACAAAGAGUGUUUCCGUCGCUCCUUUGCUUCUCUGCUGUGGUUGACGUACAGACGGGGCUUUCCUAAGCUGGCCGGCUGCUCUCUGACCACUGACAGCGGCUGGGGUUGUGUUCUACGGACGGGUCAGAUGCUGCUGGCACGAGGCCUGAUUUUACACUUGAUGCCACCAGAUUGGAAUUGGUCUAUGGGGACCCGGGCGGUCAAAGAUGACAUGGAUCUGGUUCGUCCUGCAGACAACGCAGAGCCGGUCUGGAAUGUAGAAGAUAGAACAAUUAUGAGAGGUCGAAAACUGAGUGUGGGCUCCAUCCUGGACAGACCCAAGGAGGCUACGCACAGAAAGGUGGUAUCUUGGUUUGCAGACAACCCCAAAGCUCCUUUUGGUAUCCACCAGCUCGUGGAGUUGGGCAGAAGCUCUGGGAAGAAGGCUGGGGACUGGUAUGGUCCAUCUAUUGUGGCACAUAUCCUACAAAAAGCUGUGUCUGUUUCACCAGACCUUUCCAGUCUAGCUGUGUAUGUCGCACAAGAUUGCACCAUCUACCUACAGGAUGUGAGGAAGCUGUGUGAACGGCCUCACCCUCAUUCCUGGAAGUCUGUUAUCAUCCUGGUUCCAGUUCGACUUGGAGGACAAGAUCUCAAUCCCUCCUACAUCACCUGCGUCAAAAAGCUGUUGAAGUUACAGUCCUGCAUUGGCAUCAUCGGUGGCAAACCAAGACACUCUUUGUUCUUCAUUGGUUUCCAGGAUGACAAUUUGCUGUACCUGGACCCUCACUACUGUCAGCCCACAGUGAACAUGACAAAGGAGAACUUUCCCUUAGAGUCGUUUCACUGUAAACAACCCAGAAAGAUGAAUUUCUCUCGCAUGGACCCCAGCUGCACCAUAGGAUUGUAUGCAAAAGGACAAAAGGAGUUUGAAUCCUUGUGCACAUCUGUUAAUGAGGCCGUCUCCACAUCUGCAGAGACAUACCCCAUGUUCAUAUUUUCAGAGGGACAAAGUCGAGAGGACGACGAACACAGCACACCAACAAACAGCAUCACCUACAUUCAGAGGAAAAGCGGACUGGAGAGGGCCGACAUCAGCAGCAGCAUGGACGAGUUUGUUCUCCUUUGAGCUGCAAAAGGAUCAGAUCCACCUCAUAUAUGUGACAUUCGUGUCCUUUAGAAGGACACCGUUUGGUUUGGUAGAACAAACUGCUCAGGUAUCAGCUACACUGUAUUUUUAUUUCCGUUUCAUGCAUAUUUGUAGUUUUAUUUAUUUCUUCAGCUGCAAAGUGAUUAAUUCCAUUCAGCUGACGGCCUUUAAGGGAUGAGGAAUGUUUAUGUUAUCUCAGUCUGUUUAAGGUCAUAAAAACAGCAGUUUAAUGUGUUAAACUUGAAUAAUAAAACAAGAAUCAGAGGAAUUGCACUCAUGAAAAACACUUAACAGGGAUAUUGUGCUCACAUUUAAUUGAAUGUAUGUCAGAUUAUAAUUAAAAAGGACAUUUCCAAGA